Messenger RNA from Mucor velutinosus, 411 nucleotides. RefSeq lists its product as uncharacterized. Lineage: Eukaryota; Fungi; Mucoromycota; Mucoromycetes; Mucorales; Mucoraceae. Bases 1 to 411 code for a protein of 136 amino acids. The record is from RefSeq and is a predicted model, not a curated record. The transcript has 2 exons.
AUGAGUGAUCGAGAGGAAGAACAACAUCAAUGUUUGGAAGAGACAACAACGCUACUUCCUACUACAACACAUGACAGCACAUAUCAAGGCAGCCACAGAAAGGACUGGAAGUACUACUGUGUGUGGUUUUGGAGAUUCUGUAUAUUUGGCGUUACAGGCUCAUCCAGUGUCCAUGUUACGAGUUCAGUUUUGAAACUGUUGGGUUGUCCUGGUGGAACAUGGUAUUAUUACGUAGCAUUUUUCUUUGCUGAGCUUGUGGUAUAUACAAUCAUGAUUGUGGCUAUCGGUACAUUGCUGUUACAAUGGCGGUUCUUUUGUUUGGUAGCCUUUAAAAUGUGGUCCUGGAUGAUGCCGCACAAGCUAAAGGUUUGGUGCUAUGAGCAUCUUCAUAGCCAUAGAAUCACACUGUAA